Etheostoma spectabile (orangethroat darter) is the source of this 1674-nucleotide messenger RNA. RefSeq names its product tetratricopeptide repeat domain 5 (gene ttc5). Gene Ontology annotation, molecular function: protein binding. The record is from RefSeq and is a predicted model, not a curated record. NCBI's taxonomy places the organism in Eukaryota, Metazoa, Chordata, Actinopteri, Perciformes, Percidae. The transcript has 9 exons. The coding region runs from base 51 to 1388 and encodes 445 amino acids.
UGGCCGCUCCUUCCGGUUCGAGGCUGUUGCUGCUGUGAGCUAACGUAAAGAUGGCGGAAGACGAGAAGAGUGGCGAGCCUGCGGAGGAGAAAAACGAACUGCAAAUUAUGAAGGAGCUCGUGGAUGAACUGUAUAAUUUCAGAGAUUGCUAUUUUGAGACUCACAGUGUGGAGGACGCCGGGAGGAAACAAAGUGAUGUCGCACAGGAGAGCGAAAAGACACUGAAGAGGCUAGAGGAGAAAGAAGAUAAUUUUAAACACAAAGCAGAGUUUCUGCUGCAGAAGGGCAGGUGUCUAAACGUGGCUCCAGACUUCAGCACCGUAGCAGAAGAGUGCCUUUCACGCGCCGUAAAGCUGGAGCCUGGCUUGGUCGAGGGCUGGAACACAUUGGGGGAGCAGUACUGGAAAAAAGGAGACCUGACCGGUGCCAAGAACUGCUUCACUGGAGCCUUGCAGCAGAGCAAGAACAAAGUGUCUCUACGCAACCUGUCUAUGGUGCUGAGACAGCUGCCGCCGGCGGACAGCAACGUACAUCAUGGCAAGCAGGUGAUGGAGAGUGUGGACAUGGCCCGACAAGCUGUCCAGCUGGACGUCACCGACGGGACAUCUUGGUACAUCCUGGGAAAUGCUUAUGUGUCCCUGUUUUUCACCUGUGGACAGAAUCCACAGUUGUCUCAACAGGCGCUAACUGCCUAUGCACAAUCUGAAAAAGUGGACAGAGCUGCCUCUUGUUACCCGGAGCUGCAUUUCAACCGAGCCACUCUGUUCCAAUAUGAGGAAAUGUACGGGUCUGCUCUUGCCGGCUACAGCCGAGCGGCGGCACUCGACCCUGGGUGGGAGGAGCCUCCAGAGAGAGAGAAGCAGCUGCUGGAGUACCUGGGGAAGGUCACAGAACUCAUACAGAACAAGGGGAAGGUGAAGGCACGUCGGUUGAGGACGAUGCUCUCUAACCUCAACACGUCAGCGUUGGGUCCCUGCUCCUCCCCUCAGUUCCGUUCCCCAACAGGCCGUGUCGGCAGCAUGGAGCCUCGAACUCUUUCCUCCCUCACACACGGUCACAACGCUGGGGUUGCCACCCUGGGCAAGGUGGUGUUCAGUCUGGCCUCUGAGGGUCGCAUGGCUUUUACGUUUGGCAUGGUGGACAGCGAGGAGUCAUGUAUAGUGGUGAUGGUAUACAACACAGCGGAUAGCUGGGGCGUCCUGAUAGGAGACACUGUAGUCAUUCCUGAACCUCAGGUCAAACGACACAGUAUAACACAUAAAGAUAAGGUGUUUGAUUUCAGAAGUAUACGAGUGGACUCUCCUCUGCUCCUCAUCGUCAACGGCAAGAAACAAAACGCCCAAAGUCAGAUUGCUGCCUCAGUCAGCUACAAGCCGCAGAGCGAAUGAGCUGAACAAGCACGAGGAAAUACAUUAAGAGGACCAUUUUUUCUGGAUUUUAAAGAAGAGUUUGGAUAAUUAUGGAAGUUGAAGUUCCCAAAGUUUGUGCCUGUUUUGGGUUUGUAAAUAGAAGUUACCCUGUUACUUUGUUUAAACAAUUUUGUUUAUAUUUAUAUUUUUUUGUUGUUGUUGUGGAGACAACACAGUUCUUUUUGUAAAUUAAUGAACCUGUGAUGGGAUGUCCGAUUUAAUUGUGACUUAAGUUUACCCUGAAAAAAAGUAAUUUUAUGUUAAA